GAGGACUCGGCGCGGCGACUCCACGAGCCUCUCCGAGCGCCGACUUCACGGCGGUCGGAGUUCGAGCCUCGAGCUUCCCAAGGCUUCUCCGUUCCAGCCUUCGUUCCGCGUCACCGUAAUGUAAACACGCAGAGCCGAGAGCGCGACCGUUCGCUCCGUUUCCGGGGCCAGGCCGCGGUAGUGCCUCCCGCGCGGCAGCCGAGGACUCUCGUACCCUUCGACGUCCGUCUCACCGCGUGUACCCUACAUACGCGACAACACGUCACGCAGGAAGUCGUUGGCCGAGUUGACUCCCCGACGGAUUCGCGACGACAUUCACGCUGAACUUCCGCGAGGGAGCUCGACGUUUGACAGCCGCGGGUUAACCCUCGGCUCUCCGCGCUCGACUCCGCGGCCCCCCUUUUUUUUUAUGAAGAUAGCAGAGUUCGUGUUUUGUACUCGUCUACGUCUUGGUUUUCGUUGUGCAGUUUGUGGCAUAGGUUCAGAGCUCAAGUCAGGAAACGAUGAAUGCCUCAGAACAUGGGUUUAACCCAGCCUUUAACAUGGCCUCCAUAAAGCAGGCUUUCAAUGAGGCUGUGGAAAGAGUCUCGACAGUUAGGAUGCCUGUGCCGACGCGGUUGAGGGAUCUGAUUAGACAAAUACGGGCUGCACGAACGGCAGCGGAAGAGAGGACGGUCGUGAAUAAGGAAUGCGCGUAUAUUCGCUCGACCUUUAGGGAAGAAGACAGCGUAUGGAGAUGUCGCAAUAUCGCCAAGUUACUGUACAUUCAUAUGUUGGGGUAUCCAGCGCAUUUUGGUCAAUUGGAAUGUUUGAAACUCAUCGCUUCGCCCAAAUUUACCGAUAAACGAAUUGGUUAUUUGGGAGCCAUGCUGUUGCUGGACGAGCGGCAAGACGUACAUCUCCUGAUCACGAAUUGUCUAAAAAAUGACUUGAACAGUUCUACACAGUUUGUCAUUGGUCUGGCGUUGUGUACCCUUGGUGCAAUUGCGUCCCCGGAAAUGGCAAGGGAUUUGGCGUCCGAGGUGGAGAGAUUGAUGAAGUCGCCGAACGCGUACAUCCGAAAGAAAGCGGCGCUCUGCGCCUUUCGGAUCAUCAGACGCGUGCCGGAACUGAUGGAGAUGUUUCUGCCGGCUACCCGCAGCCUGAUCACCGAGAAGAAUCAUGGAGUCCUCAUUACCGGCGUUACCCUCAUCACGGAGAUGUGCGAGAACAGCGUCGACACGCUGAAUCACUUCAAAAAGGAAUGCGGCCAUCGUGAGAUCGUGCCAAACCUCGUAAGAAUCUUGAAGAACCUGAUCUUAGCUGGAUACUCGCCCGAGCAUGAUGUAUCCGGAGUAUCGGAUCCGUUUCUUCAGGUGAAGAUACUGCGUCUCCUACGUAUUCUGGGACGCAACGACGUCGAUACGUCCGAAGCCAUGAACGACAUUCUUGCUCAAGUCGCCACUAACACGGAAACCACCAAAAACGUCGGUAACACGAUACUCUACGAGACGGUUCUAUCGAUCAUGGACAUCAAGUCGGAGAGCGGGCUUCGAGUCCUAGCGGUCAACAUACUGGGCAGAUUUUUAUUGAAUAACGACAAGAAUAUCAGAUACGUGGCCUUGAACACGUUAUUGAAGACGGUUUACAUGGACACGAGCGCGGUGCAGAGGCAUCGAUCGACAAUUCUAGAAUGCCUGAAGGACCCAGACGUAUCGAUCAGAAGACGCGCGAUGGAGCUGAGUUUCGCGCUCGUGAAUACCAACAACAUCAGAAACAUGAUGAAGGAGUUACUCUUGUUCCUGGAACGUGCCGAUCCAGAAUUCAAGGCGCAAUGCAGCAGCAAUAUUGUGAUGUCUGCGGAGAGAUUCGCUCCGAAUAAACGCUGGCACCUCGAAACGCUCUUCAAAGUGCUUGUCGCGGCUGGUAAUUACGUGCGAGACGACGUGGUAGCGUGCACGAUUCAAUUAAUUUCGGAGACGCAGCCACAGCAGGGCUAUGCUGUUGGCGCGUUGUGGCGUGCGUUAGAAAAGGACACAUCCGACAAGCAGCCCUUGGCACAAGUUGCCACGUGGUGCAUCGGCGAGUAUGGCGAUCUGUUAUUGUACGGUCCACCGUCGGAAGAUGCCGAGACUCCAGUCAAUUUGACAGAAGACGAAAUUAUCGACGUGUAUCAGAGGUUACUUUGGAGUCCGCAGAACACUGUUGUUACGAAACAGUAUACCUUAUUGUCCCUCACGAAAUUAAGCACGAGGUUCCAGAAAGGUCACGAGAAAAUUCGUCAGAUCAUAGAUACGUUUGGUAGCAACUUGCAUAUCGAAUUACAGCAGAGAGGUAUCGAAUUCUCGCAGUUGUUCCGAAAGUACGAUCACCUGCGGCCUGCGCUGCUCGAGAGAAUGCCGCCGAUGGAAACUGCGCGACCGCAGGCCAAUGGUAUCAUAGGCCUGGUGAACGGCGAGCCAGAACCGGAAGACGAGAAGUCCACGAUUCUGGAAUCAGCCACGACUACAUCCGAUUCAAGUGCACUUUUAGAUUUACUUGGAACUACGGAUGUAGGAGUGACGAUGCCGGUGGCGACGACCAACAAAAAUUCCUCGCCGAGUUCGACCACGGCGCAUAACAAUGACCUGUUGGAUUUGCUCGGAAGUUUAGAUUUGAAUACGCCUACGCCCGUCGCUCCCACGCUACCACUUCAACCGCAGUCACCAUCCACACCGAUGUUCAGUCCCACGAACAAUAGUAACUUCUUAGUAGAUGGAUUGCUCAAUACUCCGUCGGUGCAAAAUGAACUACCGAACAUGAUGAUCUUCGACAAAUCAGGGCUCAAAAUAACGUUUAAAUUGGAAAGACCGCCCGAUAUUCCCGAUCUAUUAGUCAUAAAUAUGUUGGCUCAAAACUCCGGAAGCACCAUUUUAACCGAUUUCCUGUUUCAAGCAGCAGUUCCUAGGACAUUCCAACUACAAAUGUUAUCGCCGUCGAGUACUGUCAUUCCGCCGUCUGGUCAAGUAACUCAAGUGUUGAGAGUGACAAAUAUGAAUAGAGCAUCGUUAAGGAUGAGACUGCGUAUAUCAUAUACGGGCCCGACUGGACCAGUUCUGGAACAGACGGAAGUCAAUAACUUUCCCGUUUCGACAUCGCAGUGACAAGAUGUAAUACAAAAUACAUUUGUACAUAUGCCUGCCUAAAGAUAAUUGAUCGAAUUUUGAAAGGGAUUGGGAAAAAGAUGAAGUGCAAUUUCGUCUCUCCGUCAAGAACAGUGAAAUAUACAACUUGGCAAAUGGAUAUAUUUAACACACACACACAGACGUUUGUAUUAAUUAAGCAAUCUUUGUAUGCGCAACACCGACAAGGCAUGACCUAAACUUUAUAAGAGAGACUUUAGGUAUGUCAAAAAGUAUGAUAAUUUAAUUUCGCGUGCGAUUUGUUCAGUAUAUUCUGAAAACUCAUUCGCAAUGAAAAGUGAAAUAUUAAUUCUCUUCCGCGCGUAUAUAAAGGCUGUCGCGAGUAAUGUGAUAUUAACGUCGCGGUCUUUCAAAAAUUACGUUUUGUAUUACUGUUGUCUAUCGUUCUCGUAAUGUGCCGCACGUGUGUGGAAAAAAAAGGAAGAGAGAAGAAAGAGAUGUAAAUAUUUUUUCUAACCGAAACACGCGGAGGAAGUUAGAGAGAUGUCGUACUCCGAUCGGUUGCAUUCCCGCUGUUUUACGGCUACUAAUUUAGCGCGUAAUUUCUCCUCACGUAGGCUAAAUGAGAUAGAAAACGAAGAGACAUAGGGAAAGACGAGUGUAAGACAACAGAAACACAUCAGACACAUCACACGCCACUCGAGAACAAUAGAACAUGAGAAAGCCUGGAAGGAUUCGAAGGGAGGUUCCGUCACCGAAAGUGCUCUGUCGUUGCCCCAAAAAGUUAUCUAUAUGAGAAGGCGCUUAACUCUCGCUGUAACUAAAAAAAAA
Messenger RNA from Temnothorax curvispinosus, 3932 nucleotides. It is a transcript of the gene AP-1gamma, whose product is annotated as AP-1 complex subunit gamma-1. Lineage: Eukaryota; Metazoa; Arthropoda; Insecta; Hymenoptera; Formicidae. Gene Ontology annotation, cellular component: membrane coat; AP-1 adaptor complex; Golgi apparatus. The coding region runs from base 504 to 3122 and encodes 872 amino acids. The record is from RefSeq and is a predicted model, not a curated record. Gene Ontology annotation, biological process: intracellular protein transport; Golgi to vacuole transport; receptor-mediated endocytosis. Gene Ontology annotation, molecular function: clathrin-cargo adaptor activity. The transcript is spliced from 16 exons.